Molecule: messenger RNA, 1613 nt
Organism: Chenopodium quinoa (quinoa)
Lineage: Eukaryota; Viridiplantae; Streptophyta; Magnoliopsida; Caryophyllales; Amaranthaceae
Product: zinc finger CCCH domain-containing protein 23-like
Exons: 1
Coding region: 106-1125 (339 amino acids)
Molecular function (GO): metal ion binding
Source: RefSeq, a predicted model, not a curated record
CAUGUCUCCAUUUUCACCACUAACCCAGCUUCAUUUGUCUGUCUUAAGAGAGAGAAAAUCCCAAGAUUUUAUUUUUUAGAGAGAGAAACACACUAAACAAAUCAAAUGAUGAUGAUCCAUCGCCAACAUCCGACGGUUGAUAUUCCACAAUGGGACCCACCUUACGAAGAUCCAACGACCCCCAUUUUCUCCCCUCAAACAAACGAUUAUUUCGCUGCUUUGAAGCGUUAUUUGCCGUCUUCCGAGUUCGAUGACUCGGACACUGAGUCGACUGAUCUCCCCUUUGACUCGUUUACAUGCGACAACUUUCGAAUGUACGAGUUUAAGGUACGGAAGUGCGUACGUGGCAGGUCACAUGACUGGACUGAGUGUCCGUACGCUCACCCAGGUGAGAAGGCUCGCCGGAGGGACCCACGGAAGUACCAUUACUCCGGUACGGCGUGCCCGGAGUUCCGCCGUGGGAGUUGCCGGAAAGGUGACUCGUGCGAGUACGCGCACGGGGUGUUCGAGUGCUGGCUUCAUCCCGCUCGGUACAGGACUCAGCCGUGCAAAGAUGGGCCCCACUGUAAACGCCGUGUUUGUUUCUUUGCUCACUCGCCUGAGCAGUUGCGUGUUCUCCCUUCUCUGUCCGAGUCACCCCGUCGAAUCGGAGGAGGUGACACGUGUAAGGGGUUUGUCGGGUAUUCGCCGACAUCGGUGUUUGAGUCUUUCCCUGAGUCGCCGCCGUUGUCGCCGUCAGUGAGUGAGCUUGCUAGUGCUAUGAGAGGGUUACAGUUGGGGAAGCUUGGAAUGGGCCUAAACCCAAGCCCAAACCCAAACCCAAGGAAUGUUUGGGGGGUUCAGAUGGGGUGUUCUUCGCCGAGAAGUCCAAGAGGGUUUAUGGGAAGUGGGCUUUGUGGUGGGUCAAGUGGGCCGACUACUCCGAAUAGGUCUGGGCUUGGGCUAUUUGACCCGUUUGAUGUGGGUUUUGAGGAGGAAGUUCCAAUGGAAAGAGUUGAAUCAGGGAGAGAUUUGAGGGCGAAGAUCUAUGCGAAGCUGAGUAAGGAGAACUCGCUUGAUUGUGACCGAGUUAACUCAGUGAGUUCUGGGCCUGAUUUUGGGUGGGUUUCUGACUUAAUCAAGUGAUUUCAUUUGAGGGUAUUUUGGGGAAUUCAUGAUUGUGAAUAUGAUGAAGACGAAUUUCAACUUUUUCACUGUAAAUAUUGUUUGGAAAUUCCAAAAAAAAAAAGAAAAAAUUUAGUAGGUGAAAUUACUAAAAUGUCUCCUAUUUUGAGGGAUGCUUUUUUGGAGGCAUUUGGUUGGCGGGGUAAAAAUGGAAAUUGAAAAAAAAAAAAAAAAAAAGAAAAUGAAGAAUGUACAGAUGGCGAAGAUCUAUUAUUGAGUGGAUGAUUUGGAACUUGGAAGUAUUUAGAUUUUUAUCUACUUUAUUUUUCUUUUUGAUUUUAAAUUUUUUUGGAGGGUAGUCGGAAUUUGUAUUUGGUGCACCGUUUGUUAAUUGUUAUUGUUAUAUGGCCUUUAUUAUGAUGUUAAUUGUGGGUCUAAUUUCGAGAUUAUUGAUUUUCUGAUAAUUAUGAAAAAUAUUAUUAUGUAAUUAGAGCGUUUAAUCUUGGUUU